GGUGGAUUCCGAGUCGAAGUCUUCUGUAGGUCACGUAUAAAACGGGGCCCGACGGGGAGAGGCACCUCAGUUGCUAGCAGGAGCCUGGAGUGAGAGAGAUGCGUCUUAUAGUAUUUUUGGGCGCCGUGCUGGGGGUGGCGGUGGGGCUGACCCUCGCCCAGGAAGCCCCCGUGGCCGUGGAAGAAGUGCAUGCCGUGGAGGAGCCCGAGGCGUUGCCGGUUGUGCAUGUCGAACUGGACGAGGAAGGAAGACUCGACGCGGCCAGGCUCCUGCAGGAUUUUUUCGAUAACGAAGCGGAGGAAUUGGCUGCAGCUGCUGCUGCUGAUGAUGACGAUGAGGUUGCGGGCGUCGAUCGUGAAGGACGCAAGGCCGAUGACGGUAGCGGGGGGGAGGUGGACGUCACUCGCUACAACAACUUCAUCGACACCGUCCUGAGGCGCAUCAACUCCUUCUCCAGGACCCGCAACGACCCCUUGACCGUGAGCCUCAGCGAAGACGGCAAGAAGAAGAACAAGACGAAGGACGAAAAGGAAGGAGGGAAGGGGAAGAAGAAGAACAAGGGAAAGAAGGGAGGAAAGAAGGAAGGCAAGAAGGGAGAGAAGAAGGGAAAGAAGAAGGGAGAAAAGAAGGGAGGAAAGAAGGGGGAGGGAGAGAAGAAGCAGAGAAAGAGCAGCCGCCACCCUAAGGACCUGAGCCUGGAUGUGGAGCAGGUGGAGCAGGUGGUGGAGGGCGAGCAGCAGGAGGCGGCGGCACCCGAGUCUCCCGUGGCAGUGGAGACGAGGAAGAAGAGGGAGGUGGAGGACGAGGUGGAGGAGCACAUUGAGGAGGAGGAGGAGGAGGCCGACGAGGAAUUGGAGGGUGGACUUGAGAGAGAGAAGCGCGACGCCGAGAUGGAGGAGGAGGAGAUUGACGAAGCCGUGGUGACUGCCCGCAAGAAGAAGCCAGACAGCGGAGACAACAAGAAGGCCGGGAAGAAGGGCAAGGGCAAGAAGGGAGGCAAGAAGGGCGGCAAGAAGGGCGAGAAGAAGGGAAACAAGAAGAGCGGAAAGAAGGGAGCAAAGAAGGGCAAGAGCGGAAAGAGGAAGACCAGGAAGGCUCCCCCACGAGUGCGCACAAGCCGGGCCUCCGUGACGGGAAUCUCCACGCUGCGCCGCCGAGGGGACGUUAAGGUGCUCAACAGGAAGGGAGCCAAGGAGAUCAGGACCCAGUUUACGCUUGGUCCCGUCAACCUCAAAGUGGCUAGGAAGUACGGCUUCGGCAAGGACACUAUCAGCAGGGACGCCCUCGCCGAGUCCCCGGAGCUGAAGGGCAAGAUGCACAUUGUGGUCUCCGCCGACGGCAAGGCGCGCGUGGCCAAGUUCUUCAUCUCCAGGCCGAACAUCGUCAGGGUUGAAGGCACGCUGCACAAGGAAGUCAAGACCGGUAUGAACAACAACUACCUCGAGCGCUCCAUCGCCCGCGUGACCCCCGUGGCUACCAAGAGGCUCAAGGCGGCGGCGAGGGAGGUGCUCUCGUCCAGCCAGACCAGGAACCAGUAAGCUGAGGUCCCUGCCGCUGCUGCCCUGCCCGACGCCACGGCUGCCAACACCUACAGAACUGCUUCCCUUUGCUCAGACUCUCGGCAAUCUUGUUCUUCUUGUUCCUUUUCAUUUUAGGGUCUUUGCAGUACUGUCCAGCAUCUAUAAAUGAUACUAUGAUGCUGUUUUAAGUACUGGUCAUCUUCAGCAUUGUUAGAGUUAAUCCUGUAGUGCUGUUUUUAGUACUGUUAUUCGUCUCUUGUUCUUCUUGUUCCAUUCAGACUCUUUGCAGUACUGUCCAGCAUCUAGAAAUGAUCCUAAGGUGUUGUUUUAAGUACUGGUCAUCCUCAGCAUUGUUAAGAGUCCUGUAGUGCUGUUUUUAGUACUGUUAUCUGUCCCCUUGGCCUCUUAACACUUGGCAGUCUCUUGCUCUUCUUCUUGUUCUACUCAGGCUCGUUACAGCACUAUUCAGCAUCGUUAAGGUCGAUUCUAAGGUGUUGUUCUAAGUACUGUCAUCUAUGCCAGCGUUAGAGACAAUCCUAUCUGCUGUUCCUCGUUCUUGGUCAUCUUCAGUUCUCUACCCAGCGUCGCGAGAGUUGGUGCCACGGUGUUUUUAGUACAACCAUCCUUCGGGACUCAACGACAACUCUGGGAAUGUUUUGUUAAGUCCCUGUCAAGCCUCCACUGAAUUCCUGUAGCCCCCUGUCCCCCCACACACCCCUGCCCCCCGCCCUCAGGAAGUUCCCAAGUCCCUUAUCUCAAGUAAUCCUCUCCGGGCUUUUCAUUUCGUUGAGAGACUUGGUUUUAAAUCCCUCAAAUCCUCCUCUUCUUCUUCCACCUUUCUUUUUUUCAUGGUUUCCCCCCCCCAGAAUUUCUCUCAGGGGUAAAAUUUUCCAUUAUAGUUUGAGUGAUUCCAAAGUGUUUAAGUGGAGGCGUUUUUUUUUUUUUUUUUUGUUUCUUUUUGACGGAGUUUAUUCAGUUUCGAUUCCCCUUGACUUCCUGGUUGAAUCGUUUUGCUGUCCCGAUCACUUCCUGUACUUGUCUUGUUUGGCUUUCUUUCGGCAGGGUCAAGUCAGUUUUCGAUUCCCUUUGACCUCCAGGCUAAAUCAUGUUGGUGUCCCGAUCUCUUCUUGUUCUUGUCCUGUUUUCGUGAAGUCUGCCUAGUCUUCCCCUGUGCCCUGGUGAUCUAAAAGUAUAAGCCAUUUGGGUCCCUUCAUCACCACGGUUUUCUUUCGGCAGAGCUAGAAUCAUUUUUGGUGUCCCGAUCGCUUCCUGUUCUUGUCCUGUUUCCCUUACAUCUGCCUGGCCUUCCCCUGUGCCCUGGUGAUCUAAAAGUAUAAGCCAUUUGAGUCCCUACACCACCAUGGUUUUCUUUCGGCAGAGCUAGAAUCAUUUUUGGUGUUCCGAUCACUUUUUGUCCUGUUUCGUGAAGUCUGCCUGGCCUUCCCCUGUGCCUUGGUGAUUUAAAAGUAUGAAUCAUGAGUCCCUUCACCACGACACCACUCCCUCCAUCCCCCUCCCAGCCGUCCUUCACAAGUAAUAGCCAACCAGUCACCACGGCAUAAAAAUUUGGUUCCAAGGUUUUCCCUCGCCACAAAAAGAACAAGAAUAAAACAAGAAGAUGAAAAACAACGAAGAAGAAGAAGAAUGGGACAGCAGACUAUUUUACCAGCGUGCAGCACCAACCAGCCAGCACCAGCCUCUCCUCUCCUCUCAUUUCUUCCCUUCCCUCGCGGCGCAUCGGAGCAGUUGAGGUCGCGUCCCCCCCGCCCUCCCCCCUCCCGCCACCGGCCAGCCCUCGAAGCCCUUGGACCAGCGCAAGAAAAUGGAUUAAGUCCCCGGAUGAUGCUAAUGUUGCGACAGCCUCACUUGCAUCAUUGUCUUAUGUCUCCUCCUCCUCCUCCUCCUCGUCCUUGUCUUCCUCCUGCAGCCUCACUUUCUCAGGGCUUUCAUCAUUGUCCUGUACCUUCUCCUCCUCCUCUUCCUCCUCCUCCUUCAUGUCUAGUCUAACAUACAUCACUCAGAGCUAAAUUUCCGGUUCCACUCCCUCACUCCCAUCCCUCCCUCUCCUUCAUUACGCAAAACUCUACCAAGAGAGAAAAAAAAGCUAAAAAAAAGAACUGAUUCCUCGGAGUCCAGCGGCCUCAGAAGUGCACGUCUGAAGCCUCGCCUGAGACUCCCCCGACGACGACUUCGGCGACACGCAAACCCGACGACGGAUACGGACGACGCUGUGACUCGGCCCUCCAGACCCUCCCCCCUCCCCCCCCGCCCCUUCCUGGGUGAGGGAGGGGAGGGCCAGCCACGGAGGGGGGGUGAGGGGCACGGGGGGAAGGGCCACGUACGGAUUUUGGAUGCCACGGUCUGCCAUCUUUCCAUUUUCGUCUCGCUUGUCAACUCGGCGACAGAACGAUACAAAAAGGUCUCUUGCUUCGCACGGAACAUCGCAGCAGCCCGGCGAGGUUGGUCUCUCGCCUAUAUUAUUUUUUUUAUUUAUUUUGUUUUGUGUUAGUUUUUUUUUUUUUAUAGUUACCGUGUUGUAUGUACUUGAUAUUAUUAUGAUGUAUGUGUUGUGUGAGUGUGUGUUAUUCUUAUUAUUAUAUUGUUAUUAUUAUUACCACUACGAUGAGUUUUGGUUAUUAAGAUGUGUUUAAUUUAUUGUGUAUUUAAUAAUAAACUCUAGAUUAAGA
Molecule: messenger RNA, 4207 nt
Organism: Eriocheir sinensis (Chinese mitten crab)
Lineage: Eukaryota; Metazoa; Arthropoda; Malacostraca; Decapoda; Varunidae
Product: ABC transporter F family member 4-like
Exons: 10
Coding region: 99-1538 (479 amino acids)
Source: RefSeq, a predicted model, not a curated record